AUGAUACUGUUUUGCGGCGAGAGUAAAUCGGUUGAUACGGAAACAGUGGACGAAUGGCGUAUAAAAGUCAAACAAUUAAUUUCUUCUUAUGAGCCACGAAAUAUUUACAAUGCAGAUGAAACAGGAUUAUUUUAUAAAAUUCUUCCUAAUAAAACAAUAAGUUUUAAAAAUGAAAUUUGUAUUUCUGGGAAAAAGUCUAAAGAAAGAUUGACGGUCAUGUUAUGCGUUAAUUUAAUAGGUGAAUUUGAAAAGCCACUAAUCAUAGGUAAAUCUAAGAAACCUCGUUGCUUUAAGAAUGUGGACAUAAAACGCUUAGACCUACACUGGGAGGCAAAUAAAAAUGCAUGGAUGACACGAUGUAUAAUGACUGAGUGGUUAAUGUGGUUUGAUGAAAAAAUGAAAAAACAAAAGCGUAAAAUUAUUUUGUUUUUAGAUAAUGCAACAUCACAUCCUGAUUUAAAACUACAAAACAUAAACUUAGUAUUUUUACCACCAAAUACGACGUCACACUGUCAGCCUUUAGAUCAAGGUAUAAUCCAAAAUUUUAAAGUUAUUUACCGACAAAUGAUACUUAGGUGA
Molecule: messenger RNA, 579 nt
Organism: Melanaphis sacchari
Lineage: Eukaryota; Metazoa; Arthropoda; Insecta; Hemiptera; Aphididae
Product: tigger transposable element-derived protein 6-like
Exons: 2
Coding region: 1-579 (192 amino acids)
Cellular component (GO): nucleus
Molecular function (GO): DNA binding
Source: RefSeq, a predicted model, not a curated record